Messenger RNA from Mucor velutinosus, 1587 nucleotides. RefSeq names its product Septin spn4. Gene Ontology annotation, biological process: positive regulation of transcription by RNA polymerase II. Gene Ontology annotation, cellular component: nucleus. Bases 1 to 1587 code for a protein of 528 amino acids. The transcript is spliced from 4 exons. NCBI's taxonomy places the organism in Eukaryota, Fungi, Mucoromycota, Mucoromycetes, Mucorales, Mucoraceae. Gene Ontology annotation, molecular function: sequence-specific DNA binding; DNA-binding transcription factor activity. The record is from RefSeq and is a predicted model, not a curated record.
AUGAUUAACUCGGGUCCCCCUUCAGAUAUGGACAUGUUGCAUCAGGGAAAUAAUUGCCAUUGUGCGCCAACACCCACUCAAACGGAGGGAAAUCAUUUUCACCAACAUGCAACACCACACACAGCGAACCCUGACCAGCAGUUGCGAUGGGCAUCUCAUGAACCGCCUCCAAUCUAUACAGCCAGCAAUCAUGAUAUUAGUCAAUCCAAUGCCAUGGUAAUCCAUCAACAACCCGUACUUCAAAUGGAACUGCCUCGGUCUGUUCCGUCAUCCAUUACUGCUAGCAGACCUCCAUCUUCGAUGCAGCCCUUGCAAUUGAUUCGAUGGGCUCAACGUCCUAAAUUCGCUACUUCAUUCUGGGAAGAAGAGGGCACACUGUGUUACCAAGUGGAUGCUAAUAGCGUCUGUGUUGCCCGAAGACAAGAUAAUGACAUGAUUAACGGUACAAAACUUUUGAAUGUCACUGGCAUGUCUCGCGGGAAACGUGAUGGAAUUUUAAAGAAUGAAAACGCUCGCGUUGUCGUCAAAGUGGGCCCAAUGCACCUGAAAGGUGUUUGGAUCACAUUUAACCGAGCAAAGGAACUAUCACAUCAAUUCAAGAUCUCAGACGUAUUGCAUCCACUGCUUCUAGAUGAUCCGAGUGUGUAUUUCCAGAAUAUGCAGAAUCAGGGUCUCCCUGUGCAAUUUGUCCCUCCUAAUCAAACAGAAAUUCCAAAGGAGCAAACACAUGAAUUUGAGAGCAAGUUUCUUAACAUGUACCUGAACCAACCCAUACCUGCUAUCGAAAAGAGCGAACCUUUUACUCAACAGCCUCAAGUCAAUCAUGGAGCUACUACUUUAGCUAACUCUACACCAAUGUCCAGUAUGACCUCUUGCUAUUUUAACGCUCCCAAUUCUGUCUAUCAUUCUAAAAGGACAAGCCCUAUUACGCAUCAUGUAUACCCUUCUUAUAACGACAGCAGCGGCAGUGCUAAUAACACCAACGCCAUGUCAUAUCCAGCGUCAAUCAAUCACUUUUUGACUCAGGAAAGUUAUGAUAAUCAUUGUCUAAUGGGCUUCUCAGGUUCUUCUACGUCUAUUGUACCACUUGCAACUCCAGAUUCUGGAAUUCCUGUAACGCAAACACAGAAGCACUAUGAAUUUCAAUCAGCUGUAACCCAAUUUCAACGAUACAAUGCUGAUGAGAUGUUACUUUCAGCAGCCACUGUGCCUCAGCAACAACAACAGCAGCAGCAGCAGCGCCAAUACUAUCGUCCUUCUCAUCCUGUACAACAACAACAGUUUAUUCCAUACAGCAUUCCCUUAGAGAGGGUAUCUUCCUCCUCGUUCCUAUAUACACCACCCUUAUCAGCUAAUAACUCGACUCCCCCAACCCCAACAGACCCUUCUGCCACGUUUCAAUUUGAGCUUAAUUCACAGCAUCGCCAACAAAAUGUGAGCCAGCUUACACAGAACAAUACUUUUGUUUCAAAUUCUUACCAGCAACACCAUCACCACUACCAGCAGCAGCAACAGAAGCAGCAACAGAAGCAACACCGCCACCAGCGGCGCCAACAAGGCAACGCCUUUAAUUUAUUCGAUUUAUAG